CACAGUCCUGUACUUGCCGCCUAGUCUACAAGUUUCAAAUACCACGCGAGCUGAGAAGGAAAUCAACAUGUCAAAUAUCAAAAUUAUUAACCCUCGUGUAGCACGAGAAACUCAAGAUCUUCACACACUGUCGAAAGAAGAACUUAUUGCGCGUAUCCAACAACUAGAGUCACAUGUUACUCAACUAAGAAAUUUGCUGAAGCCUAAACUCACUUUAAAUAAACAGGACAAUAAAUCUGGCUCUAAAGUGUUUGACCAUAAAAAAUAUGCCAAGAGACAUGUGCUGCUACAAGUGGCAUAUAUUGGAUGGGACUAUGCUGGUUUCGUUGUACAAGAACACACAGAAAAAACUAUUGAAGCAGAGUUGUUUAAAGCCUUAGAAAAAACACGGCUUGUAGAGAGCCGUGAAACAAGCAAUUACCACAGAUGUGGGAGAACUGAUAAAGGAGUCAGUUCGUUUGGGCAGGCAGUGUCUCUUGAUCUCCGGUCAAAUUUAUCAGAUGGCAAAGGAGUUUUUGUACCAGAUGGCCAUCAAGCUAAAGUGGGGAACACUGAUGAAAUUGCCUAUGUUGGCAUACUUAAUAAGGUACUUCCCCCUGAAAUCAGGGUGGUGGCAUGGGCACCAGUUAAUAAAACUCUGAGUGCCCGCUUUGACUGCCGCCAAAGAAUUUAUCACUACUAUUUCCCCAUGGCCAAUCUUGACAUUCAGAAGAUGAGAGUGGCCGCACAAUACCUUAUCGGAGAGCACGACUUUCGCAAUUUUUGUAAAAUGGACGUUGGCAAUGGUGUUGUUAAAUUUCAUCGACGAAUAAUGGAUAUUCAAAUUGAUGCAAUCGAUAAUUCAGCGGAUAGUUAUUCGAUGAUCCGUUUGGAAUUAAAAGGACAAGCAUUCCUUUGGCAUCAAGUUAGAUGCAUUGUGGCGAUACUUUUUUUAGUUGGACAAGGCAAAGAAGAGGCUACAAUUAUCCAGGAAUUACUUGAUGUCGAAUCUAAUCCACGAAAACCACAGUAUGGCAUGGCGUCUGAAGUACCACUCAAUCUAUUUUCCUGCACCUAUUCUGAUGAGGAUUGCCAAUGGAUUUAUGACGGGGAAACUCUUCAAUAUGUUAUAAGCGGUUAUCAGAUGCUUUGGACAGAAAAUAUGGUCAAGGCAACAAUGCUAAGAGAAAUGCUAGAAAAUCUCGAAAAAUUAGCAGGCAUCAAAAUCGAAAAUCAGCUAAAAGGACUGGUUCAGGGAAUUGAGCCUAAAACGUACCUGCCACUAAUGAAAAGGCAGAAAUGCGAAAGUUUGGAAGAGCGUAUCAAUGCAUAUGCCAAACGUCAACGGAUAGAAGUUACGGAAACUAAAAACGCUUCUGCGUAACACCUUCCUGUACAUUUUGGUUUAAUUUAAAUUUUGGAAAACCAA
This is a messenger RNA of Daphnia carinata, 1408 nucleotides long. RefSeq names its product tRNA pseudouridine(38/39) synthase-like. Gene Ontology annotation, cellular component: nucleus; cytoplasm. Gene Ontology annotation, molecular function: pseudouridine synthase activity; RNA binding. NCBI's taxonomy places the organism in Eukaryota, Metazoa, Arthropoda, Branchiopoda, Diplostraca, Daphniidae. The transcript has 11 exons. The record is from RefSeq and is a predicted model, not a curated record. Gene Ontology annotation, biological process: tRNA pseudouridine synthesis; mRNA pseudouridine synthesis. The coding region runs from base 68 to 1363 and encodes 431 amino acids.